AUGCAAUUUAAUGUAGCAGGUACUUCAUUUAGAAGAGAAAUGGAAAUUUGUGGAGCUGGUUAUUUUACUGAGAACGGUAUGAUUGUAAGGGGUCAUGGAGGAAAAAGAAGAAUAAUUGAGGGGUCUGAAGAAGAUUUCAUGAGAAUUGAGAGGAAAAAAAUUAAGAAUAGAGCAUCUGCUGCUAGAUCUCGCGAAAAGAAAGUGGAGAGAACAAAAUAUCUGGAAGAGAAAGUGGAAGAGUUGAGAGAGGAGAAUGCCCAGUUAGAGAGACUAGUCAAACUUCUGCAAAUGGAGGAAGAAGAGGAGAAGGAAAUGCAUGCAAUUGAGGAAACUGCAGAGAAGCUGAAUGGUUUAAGGAGGACAUUAAGCGCUCCCAUGCUUAUCAAUCUCUAA
Molecule: messenger RNA, 393 nt
Organism: Mercurialis annua (annual mercury)
Lineage: Eukaryota; Viridiplantae; Streptophyta; Magnoliopsida; Malpighiales; Euphorbiaceae
Exons: 3
Coding region: 1-393 (130 amino acids)
Biological process (GO): positive regulation of DNA-templated transcription
Cellular component (GO): nucleus
Molecular function (GO): DNA-binding transcription factor activity
Source: RefSeq, a predicted model, not a curated record